This is a messenger RNA of Phragmites australis (common reed), 805 nucleotides long. Its product is annotated as transcription initiation factor IIA subunit 2. Gene Ontology annotation, biological process: RNA polymerase II preinitiation complex assembly; transcription initiation at RNA polymerase II promoter. Gene Ontology annotation, molecular function: TBP-class protein binding; RNA polymerase II general transcription initiation factor activity. The transcript is spliced from 4 exons. The record is from RefSeq and is a predicted model, not a curated record. Gene Ontology annotation, cellular component: transcription factor TFIIA complex. NCBI's taxonomy places the organism in Eukaryota, Viridiplantae, Streptophyta, Magnoliopsida, Poales, Poaceae. The coding region runs from base 239 to 559 and encodes 106 amino acids.
CCUUAUAAUCGGCUGUGGGCCAAGCACGGCUGCUCUCCCUGUUGCUCUCUGCAGCUCGCCUCCGCCUCCGCCUCCGCCGCCGCUCGGCUCCAUCGCGAUCCACCCAUCUCUUCCCUUCCAUUCCACCUCUCGCGUCGCCGUCCUCCCCCUCCUCUGCUGGUACUUGACUGGACUUCCGAGGAGCGGAGAUCCAUCCCUGCGGAACUUGGAUUGAUUUCUUGUUUCCUUGGCGACGCCCAUGGCCACCUUCGAGCUGUACCGGAGGUCCACCAUCGGCAUGUGCCUCACCGAGACGCUCGACGAGAUGGUCUCUAGCGGCACCCUCAGCCCGGAGCUCGCUAUUCAGGUCCUUGUCCAGUUUGACAAGUCUAUGACGGAUGCGUUGGAAAACCAAGUGAAGAGCAAAGUUAAUGUUAAGGGCCAUCUGCACACCUACAGGUUCUGUGACAAUGUCUGGACAUUCAUCUUGACAGACGCACAAUUCAAGAACGAGGAGACCACAGAACAAGUGGGAAAGGUGAAGAUUGUGGCCUGCGAUUCCAAAUUACUCAGCCAAUAGGUUGCUGGUGCAAGCUCUUGGUGGGUUUGUCAGGCAUUAGUAGUCCUCUUCCGCUACACCUGGCUCCCACGUAGCAUUGCUGUUUUCUAAUCAAUGUGUAUCUAUACAAUCUACUGUGAUACCAGAAUAUCACAGCAGCUGCAAACUUGUCUGAGUUAGCGCUUAUGUAACAAUUUUGCGCUUUCUGUGUUGAUAAUAUGGUAUAACUAAAUGACUAAAGGAAGAGUAGUAGAACUUUGUGCGGAA